Pygocentrus nattereri (red-bellied piranha) is the source of this 3721-nucleotide messenger RNA. RefSeq names its product cilia and flagella associated protein 92 (putative) (gene cfap92). Lineage: Eukaryota; Metazoa; Chordata; Actinopteri; Characiformes; Serrasalmidae. The record is from RefSeq and is a predicted model, not a curated record. The transcript is spliced from 17 exons. The coding region runs from base 111 to 3599 and encodes 1162 amino acids.
UCACAAAGGAGCUCUGCGUCCUUCCAGCGAGAUCAGAGAAGCUCAAAGAAGGGUUAGGGUUUUAAACAAUGGCUGGAAGGUAGAGCACUACAAUCAGUUUCUGUGAGCAGAUGGAGCCGCCUGCCUCUGCCACCUCAUCAGAGCUGGUGAGAACUGAGGAUGAUGAAGAGUGCAUCCUCCUCAGAUGCCAGCUCACAGAGGAUGAUCGGGAUGAUACUGGUGUCAGCACCUGCCGCAGCUCUGAAAGUGAAGAAGGGGUCAUUGAUGGGCACAUAGGGCCAGAUUCCUGCCCAUCUACGGGUCACUGCAGCUACACCGUCACUUGCACUGUCAGCAUUGCCCUGGCUCUGCCAACAGGAGACAAAGAUGAUGCAGUUACCACUGUAGAGAAAGGAAAGAAGAAAACGAAGAAUGUUUUGUCCAGUGGGGCACGCAAACCUCAGAGCUAUUACCACAUUGAGUACAGUCUAUUGCCUGGUACCAGUGAACCAGUCAAGGUAGAUCUGGUGAUGUUUGGCCUGGCUGCAAAGGUCUACAUGGAGAAUGAGACAAAGGUGUUGAAGCCGUGGCUGGAAGGAGAUCAGCUUUGGCUGGGAUGGUCUCAGUCUAUGAAGCUGAAUGUGAGCCGAGAGCUGCUUGUUAAAAUGUUGUCACAUAAAAUCACCUUCUUGGUGUGGGACACCAAGGACAGAGUGUCCACCAAAGCAAAGUACGACCGGCCUAAAGCCUUUAGAUUGGACAGGAGCACGGAGGACCAAGACCAAACAGAUGCUGCCUUGGACCCUGAUGCUGAAAGAUUUGGUGGCAUUAAAAGCCUGGUGUGUAAGCUGAGAGUUGCUUAUGACAAAGAAAAUCCAAGAACCAGAACAUCAGUGAAAUUCCAGAGAGAAAACAUUUCAAUGGACUACAAGCCUUCAGAGCUCAUUUGUGCCACAGUUGAUCCCAAGCUCUUGACAGUGGAAGCUAAAGAGAAAGCUCCCUCAUCUGUGACUCUGAAUGUUGGUGGAUCAAAGAGACAAGAAAAAGAGCAACUUUCCAGCCAAAGAGAAAAGCUGGAUGUAGCAGCUAAACCUAAGCGCCUUAAGAGAACCAUUUGGUAUCAAGACAAGGACUUGGCGGAGUUCAAGUGUGCAAACAAAGAGUCAUUAGAUCACUGCACUGUAAGCCAGAAGGACACCACAACCAUCCAUCUUACAGUGCCUAGCUCUGUGAAAGACAAUAGCUUGGUGAUGUGUAAGAAGAACGCUGCUCAUAAAUCCACUCAGGAGAACACAGAAGAAACAGAACAGAUGUGCAAAGACAGUGUUGCUUCGGUGGAGCUCAGCACCAUGUAUCUGCUUGCAGGUGACCUGUCCCUAACAGGCUCUUUUCUGAACCAUUCUGGAAGUGUCUGUGAAGGUUUCUGCAGCAUCACUCUGGACCAACCACUUAUGUCUGAACAGCUGAAGGCUGAGCUCAACCCACUGGUCAUCACUGUCCUCUCCGCUUCCUGUUUGCCCUCAUCUCCUGUUCCUUUUAAUGAGCUUCAGCAAAAAUGUCUGCCUGUGUACUGCCAGUAUAAGUUCCACAACAUGCCAGUGCACAGAACCAAAGGACACCAACACCGUUCUGAUAUUUAUUUCAGAGAUGUUUAUGUCAUCCUGACUGGCCUGCUGAGCACUGGAGAACUGCUGGAGUCCCUCAGGGGUCCAAUGAUAGAGAUUGAGGUGCAUGACCGUGACAGGAAAACUGGAAAGCCAUUCAUAAGUCCAGCCAUUUUUGACACUGAUAACAAAUUAGCCAGUACAGCUUCAGCCACUACUAGGCGCACUACCCAUGACAAUAAACUGCAUGAUCCGUACGGCAUUGCCAAAUUAAAUCUUUCGGAUCUUCUAAGAGGACACAGAUGUUUGAAUUUCAGCUUACCUAUAAGAUGUUCCUAUAGAGGGCAGUGGAUGGACAUUGAUAAGAAUAAUUGGGAAUCAAAGCUACCUGAGAAAGCAGAUAUUCAGGAUGAAUUUCAAGACAGCCCUCUGCCCAUGGGUCACUACAUCGAAGCCAAUUCUAAGCUCAAGGUUCAUGUGGAGGUGGCAAGGCCACUAACUCUUGACCCUGACCAAAGUGAAGAACACUGUCCCUUUGGGCGUAUUGUUUACAUCUUUAAUUGUAAUAACGUUUCUGUCUUGACCAAACUGAGGUCAGAGAUUCUACAGAUCAAUGUGGCAGCUUUCCAACUGGAGUCUCACAAUGAAGAAACUGCUCAAAAAGUGCUGUGCAGUUGCAGAAUGAGCGCCAAGGAUAAAGCAAACAAAAAUCUGAAUGUUCUAACAGGAUUUCAUGUGCUGGACAAAUCUCUGCACCUUUUUGUUCUGGAGGGAUUGAAAGGACAAGCUAUCAAACAGCUCUGGGAAACAUUACCUAUAAAGCUGGAGGAUGAUGUAGAGAAGCAGAUCACUGUUCUUUACAACUCAGGCCUGAGCUUCUCGGAGAGGCUUUAUGAUUCUCUGGAUCUAGGUUUGAGUCCGGUUUAUCUCUCCCAUCCUCUGGACACCAUCCUGAAGGAGCCACUGGUGUACAUUAGAGAUGUGCUCCCAUACUCCUGCCUCCAGGGCCUGUUACGAGUAAAGCAUUUAUGCCAAGCAAAGAAGCUUGAAGAAGUGGUUCAGAAUGACCUGUUCCCCUCAGCUAAGAUGGUUCUCAGCUUGAAGCAGGAGUUUGGAAUAGUUCAUAAGAGAGGAGUGGAGAAUUUACUGGUGGACACCAAAGAUUCGACGCAGCACAAUUCACAUCAACAUGUCUCUCAGAGGAGGACGCACACUCCUUUGGACACUUUCAAUAAGGAUUACCUGGAGUGGAAACAGACUCAAAGGCUUUACACAAAAAACUUUGUUCAGACCAACAUUGAGGAAGUCCACAAAGCUAGCAGUUGUUUACAAAAGCCCAAACCAAAGGUGUUUGUGGCUGAAGUAGAUGAUGGUCAGUCUGUCCACAACUACAGCAUUCAGAAAUUGAACUGCACCGCUCUGGCCCAAGAGCUACUGCGUAAAGAGAUGGCAAAGGUUCCAGCUUGUAGGUUCUCCUACAACCAGCAUUAUCAUUCCUUCACGGUGGAUCCUGUCGACAUGGAGUCUAAGCAGAAGGCCUCAGCAGUCAAGAGUCGUGCUGCCUGGCGAACAUAUGAUGGCUUUAUUUAUCCCGGCUUCAAGAGCAGCAUUGAGUCCAAUAGACACCCCAAACGACCAGAUGAGGCACGGGUGGAGGAGCUCAGAAAGCCUUGGAGAGAGAAUAUUCUCCACAGGAACAAACUGAGUCCAGCCCUGAACAGGUCUUGGUGGCCAUGGAGCCAACACCACAAAGACUUUGAGCUUUAUAUCAAACCACCUGCUGUUUUUAGCCCAGAGCCCCCAAUCUCCAUUCACCUGGCAGGAGAGUCUCUGCAGCAGGAGCAGCUCCAGGCAGCACAUACUCAGCACAGCAAAUGGCUCAUGAAGAUCUUACCUGAUAAAGACUCUGCAGUAAGUGGACUAUCUCUGAAGACAGCAUGGAGGGCAUUAAAGGUAAAUUGUUAUAAUAAUUCUUGGCUAAGGAAAGUGUUAUUGUAUGGCUGUAUAGUGGAAUAAUGGUGCUGUAUAAUUAAAAAAUGUAAAAUAAUAAAAGCAGAAAAAUUGUGUCCAUUUUUAUACCCAAGGGUGCCAUACAGUGUCAGAAACUACAUAAGUCUGUUUGAGAUUACUUAACAGCU